GUAAUACUUCUAAAUGUGCCCAUUUAUUCUGACUGUGCCCAGGAAUUUCUACACAACGCAAACAAGAAGCAGGAAGCAAGAGACGACAUCCAAAAGUCACUGUCUGAUAUCAGCAAAGACUGUUUGGAACUAAUCUUUGUCACCUUCUGUGAUAGAAGCGAAUCAUACAAGACGAGACGAUGGGUCGGGCUCUUGAUUCUCGAGCUUACCUCUCACUCCGACGACAAUGUAGGGCUGAUUGGAUUCAUGCCAGAAGAAAAACGCCGGAAACUUGGGUUCCAGAUCUUGUAUGAAGAAAAUGAGAUACUGAGGACCCUUUCUGGGCGGAUUUUGACGACCCUUACCAGCUCAGAUAUUAUUCCGAAAGAAUGGUUAUUUCCCGUCGAAACAGAGAAGGAGUUCAUUUCUCAAUACCCGGAGCAAGCUCCUUCAGCCUCACAAUGGGACAAAAGGUUCUCAAGUUAUCUUGAUGAUAUCUGGGACAAGAUAGCUGGCACAGAGAACAUCGGUACUAUAGAUUUUGCACAAAAUGUGGUCACUUUCCCAGAGUUUCUGAACACCAAGACCAUCCCAAUAUACCACAGGAGCAUAUACGUGGUCCUUUCGGAUUGCGUAUAUAUCCAUAUACAUUCCGAAAAGAAGGGUUUCGACACCGCCAUCGACAUUCCAUUCCAUCUGAUCUCGGAUACUCGCGUUGAGCCAACACCACUUGAUCGGAGUGUAGGGACCGAGCCCCCUGCCGAUCUUAUUUUACACAUCAACCGCAAUGGGGGGGAGCAAGCCUAUGUGAACUCAAGCCCGUCAGAACUUUCUGUCGUGCGAUUGACAUUGAGGAAUACAACACUCGCCACAGAUAUUGGCAAAGUUGUUCGACACUGUGGAGCGAAGCUUAAUAGUGAGACUGGAAGGCAAGACUCGGCUGCCGAUAAUAAAGCGAUAUCCGGCCACCGCGAUCAUUCUGAAUAUACUAAGAAAGUUUGCUUCAUUAAACCCUCCCAAAGCAACGAGGGGUUGAAUUUCAAAGGUAGCCACACAGCCAAGGCUACCAUGCGAAACAGCUUCAUGAAUGUCUCUCAAAGCGACGAGGAAUUGGCAUUCAACCGCCACAACACAGAUACCAAUCCAAAAAUUUCCAAGAAUACCAGCUUCAUUGACAACUCUCAAAGCGACGAGGACUUGAUCCUCUACGGGAAACGCACAGAUACCAAUAAAAAAGCUACCAAGCAAACUAGCUUCAGGAGAGCCUCUCAAGUUGACAAGGGAUUUGUCCUCAACAGAAACUACGAUAUCAAUACAGAAGCUACUGAAGCUCAAGGUAUCAGUGAUACCCAUGCGAACGACCAUGAUACCGAGAGUCCAUGCGAAGAAUCAUUUGCAGAUUCUUUUGUUGGUGUAGGUAUGGCCGCCCAUAGCAGCCCUAUCACCCAAGACAGAAUGCUGCCUACGAAAAAGAGACAGAAUACUAUUGACAAUGGUAGUAACCUAUAUGAUGCGAGCCCUGUAGCUUAUGACCGCCAUCCGAGGAGCUCAGUUGCAGCUGCUCUAGUUAACAGUAGACUCGGACCACAGGAGUGUCUGCUGCCAAUUCUGACUACGGUAUCCAGAAUGCAGGAGCGAAGUGACUUUGGUGGAGUAGGAAAGACAAGCAAGUCUCUUCAUCACGCGCCCACAAAGAUGAAUACAAGGACUGAAGUCAACGAAGUGUCAGGAAUGACCAUUAAUACCUCGGAUGAGUUUGGGUUGUCUAGCCCACGCAUUCACCAAAGCCCAUUGAUGGCCUUUCCUAACAAUCCGGCUGACGAUACCCUCCUACCUACACAACACGCUGGAUCCACCGACGAGCUAAUUAAAAUACCACCUGCCACCGUACGGCCAAAAAAGAAACAAGCAUUGAAGAGUAAGAAGCCAUUAGGUCUUUCAAAGAAGGCCGAUGCACCGGAGAAGGCACCGAAGCAGCAAAGUGAAAAACAAAACAAAAGCUGGAACAUAGAACCCGACUCUCCAAAAUCUACCACUCUUCCUCUGAAGAAGCCUGUGGAGGACGGCAAAGGAGCUUCUAAGAAGAGAAAGUCCGAGCUGGAUGUUCCUGACCGUACUCGCCGGGCUACUAGGCGAAAUGCCUUAUCCAUAAAGGAGACGGCAAACGAAUUCGCUGAUGGUACGGAUGAUCAGAGCGACGCCAGGCCCGGCCCAAGAAACCGCGCCAAUAAACCGUCAUCGACAAAACUAGCAAAAGUAGAACAAGUUGACGGGAAGGAGAAUUCGCGGGUCACCGCUGUGGUCGUUACGAAGCCUAAAAAGGGCAGAAAGAAACCCCUGCUCAGGCCAAAGGCAGCACUUAAGGUCAAAGAGUCUGUACCAAAUGACAUAGAAAUGUCCCAUGCUGAUACAGGGGGUCAACACGUGGAGUCGGACGGAGGUAAGCACAUGGAAUCGAAUAUAUUUGAUCCUCUACGGCGACAUGAAAGCUUUUUUGAAGAGGCAUUUCAUGAUUAUGAACCGCCUUUUACUCCUAUGCCACCAGUGCCUGCAGUAUCGAAAAUGGCCAGCAAAAUGGCGGAUAUAUUUGGCUCCGUGGGCGAGUCUUCUGAACCACAACGUAAGGCCCGGGUGUAUGGGAAAUCUGCCCAGAAAGCAACCCGUGCACCUCAAAAACAGUCGAAAUCCAAAGCAAAAGUCAGCUUAAAAGGGAAGGAGAGGGAUAAAGUGGUUCCACUGCCUGAAGCGGAGUCAUUGCCUGAGCAGCGUCAACAAAAGACAAGCCCAGUAACUACUGGAAAAUCGCCUGCAACCACACUCGGGAGGGCAGUCGAAAUGAUCUGCAUCAGCAGUGAUGAAGAAGGUGAAGAUUCUGGAGAUAUUGAGCGCCACCAGCCACCGGCAAUUGCGCAAGCUGCAAUGACAAAACUAGAUGAAAAGAGUACAUCAGCUACAGCAGCCAAAAUUGAAAGCUCUAUCCCUGCGUUCCUCGAAGCACCCAGCGACCUAUCUCCCGAGGACCAGUCAACUCCAGCAAUGGCGCAUCUCCCCCAUCCAGUUGCUCCUGCAGCAGUGGCCCCGACCAAGCUACGAAAUUCCUCUGCCCAUCUCGUCGACGAUCAUUUGUCUCGCAAAACCCCAAUUGUGGCCUUUGGUAGAAAGGGUCCCAAGAAUAAGGGUGUCUCUAGCGCGCUGAAGCCGAAGCCUGUUGAGAAUCCGAGCUCUAAAACGGACAUGGCAAAGCUCAUAAAUGCAGUAGCGCUUGGUCAAUCAAGAAAACGGCCAAGUCCAGAGCCUACAUCACAUCUGGAAGCUUCCCCUCCGAAAAGAGUUAAAAAGGUGGAGGUUGCCUCCAAUAAGGCUGUAGAUGAUGAUGCUUGCAACGACGAUAUAACUAUGCUACCUCACCGGUUGAAGUCAAGCACCCCAUUUGCUACGCAGCAAGACAGCCCCAUAUGUAGCUCUCAAUCCCGUGUAGACGAGAAUGGGAGCCCUCAUGCGAGACCUACGGUCAAGGAAACAGCAAACGUGGCGCAAAUUAGAAGAAGAACGCUUUCUAUUGCGAGGAAAAUGCCCCACACCAGUCAAAACAAGGACAUCCUGACUGAAAAGGGACCCUUCGACGACCACGAUGAUGAGUCAACUAUGUUACAGAACUUUGAUGACCCCUCCCCGAACCGGAAGUCACAACUUUUUGGUCGACAAAAGGAGGCUCCCGUCAACCCACGGUAUUUAUUGUCUAGGCCAACCACGGCUGGGAAGAAUUUGGAAGUCAUUCCAGAGACAGAUCACGCCACCACUGUCAACUCCGUGAACCCCUUUGAGGAAAGGGAGCCAAGGCAGUUGAGCAAUUUUGCGAGGCGCCUCAAAGAAGAACAACCGGCCAGAUCGAAGGUUACGAUAACGACCAAAUCUCAACCCCAGCCUCUGUUGAAGGCAGCUAAUGCUCAACCACGAAAACGUUCCUUUAUAUUUGAGCCCGAAGUGGCGGAUCAUGACCCAGAGAAGACCCUGGUGGAAGCUGAAAAUCGAUACCAAUGGAGACGCGCAAGGUCCAGUAGUAUCGAUAGCAAUGCAAGCUCUUCUGAUGAUAAAGCAUCAGUUACUACAGCAACUGAGGAGGAAAAACUCGCCCCUGAGAUGGCGUGGAGGAAAAAAUUUCAGUCACCUUAUAGGAACUUGACUGAUACUCUCAUCUGCAUGGUCCGCACGCUUGUUGAGAAUUUGGUCGACAAGGAAACAGCUAUUGGCGACAUUGUAGAGGAAUACACGAGGAAUGGGACGAAGCUGGUCGAAGAACUUGAACGUGAGGCGAGCGCCGAUAGACGUAAGCUCGAAUCGCAGUUUUCGAACACGAUGCAGCAAGUUACACGCAGCUUUAAGCAGACAAGAGAUGCCACUAUUGCUCUGAACUCGAAGUGGGAAGAUCUUGAUGACCUUGAAGCGCAGUGGCGGAAGAGACAGCAUAUGUUGCAGAAGUUCAUGAAUGAGAGGAAAGGAUGGGUGGAGGAUGGGACGUGGAAGAACAAGAUUAAAAAUUAAUGCUGUAGUAUUGCUUGUUGGCUGGAAUUGGUUUGGUCUUGGGGGGUUUGCUCAACGUCUUGCUCAAAACAUGUAUCACAAUAUCAUCGACAACGUGGCUUUCAAACGGGCUAUAUGGAAUAACUUAUAAAAAAAAG
Pseudogymnoascus destructans is the source of this 4658-nucleotide messenger RNA. RefSeq lists its product as uncharacterized. Bases 247 to 4521 code for a protein of 1424 amino acids. The record is from RefSeq and is a predicted model, not a curated record. The transcript has 5 exons. NCBI's taxonomy places the organism in Eukaryota, Fungi, Ascomycota, Leotiomycetes, Thelebolales, Thelebolaceae.